AUGGCCCCGUCGCCGCCUCUACGCGACCCCGUAGCCGACCCUAGCGGCCCCGUCGUCACCCGGCUCCCUGACUCCCUUCGCUUAGUCAGAAAUCACUUCCUCUCAGUUUGCCCCACCCCACUCACCGUUGACCUCCUUGAGGAGCACCUCCUAGCAGCAAAGAAGAGCAUAGUCGCUGUAGGAGCCUCUCGUGGUGACCCUCGCACCCCCGUCUUUGAGGGGUGUUCCCCUUCCCCCCUCUUGCCCUCUGUUGCUUCUGCUACUGCGGCCGACCUCGUUGGUUUCGAGUCGGUCGGCGCUGUGUCUGCCCUUAGCGGGAGACGCCGCACCGGCAUGGGCAAGGGGGGCAAAGGCGCUGGAGGGGCUGGCGGGGGCGUUGGAGGUGGUGGUGGAGGCAGUGGAGGGGGUGGGGGUGGUGGUGGGAGUGGUGGCGGGGGUGGCGGUGUUGGUGGCAGCAGUGGAGGCGGAGGAGGCGGCGGCGGUGGCGGAGGGAGCGGAGGCGGCGGAGGUGGCGGAGGCGGCGGAGGUGGCGGAGGCGGCGGAGGUGGCGGAGGCGGCGGCGGCAGCGGUGGAGCUGGUCGCGGCUCUUCGCAGAGGAGUGGGUCCGAUGGUGGUCCACGCCAGCAGCAGCAGCGCAGUCGUGAGACCCUGUCCCCUCAGCAGCUUCGUGAGUGGUACGCUGCGCGUCAGCCGGGUGGGGGUACUGGUCCCUGCACCUACGUCCUUCGUACCGGCAAUCGCGCUGGUAAGCAGUGCGGGGGCCCGCACUCCACCCAUCGCUGCUUCGGCCGACUGACGGACGCGUGGCGCCACCACUUCCUUGAGGCCUCUGAGAUCACUCGCUGGGGAGAGCUGUGUAGGGCGGGGGUUGCUAUCUUUGAUCUUGAUUAUGAUGUUAUUCUUGCUGCCAUGCAUGCUGUGUCUGAUAGUGUUGAGGGUGACUGUUACCUGUGUGUUCCACCUGACCCGGGCAUUGAGGCUGCUGCUCUAGGUGCUGGUGAGGCUGUUGCACUAGGUGCUAGUGCGUCUACUGCCCCAGGUGCUAGUGAGUCUGCGCUCUCAGAUACUACGUCGGCUCAGGCCGUACACAUCUUCACCCUUGACUCGGGUGCUUCCCGCUCCUUCUUUCGAGACCGCACCACGCUUACGCCGCUUAGUCGGCCGGUUGCGGUCUCCCUGGCGGACCCCUCUGGGGGUCCUGUCCUUGCUAGCUUCUCCACUGUCUUACCGUGCCCGGCAGCCCCCUCUGGCACACUGUCAGGUCUCUACCUCCCCUCGUUCUCUACGAACUUGGUGAGUGGAGCUGAUCUACAAGAUAAGGGGGUUGACCUCCUCACUCCCGCGAGUCAGCGGGUGACCCACUGCACGUGUGCUCGGACAGGCCGACACUUGGCCACGUUCACCCGUCGGCCGGGGUCGAGCCUGUACACACUUACUACUGAGUCUCCUCCGGCUGCUGAGUCUGGCCAGGUAGCUGCGUCGAGUCAGGUGUUUGCUGCAGCGUCCAGGUCUGGUCCUGAGUCUGCCCCCUGCUCGUGUCGUCUCCAGUCCCACCAGACUCUCCUUUGGCACCACCGCCUUGGUCAUCCCUCCCUACCUUGUCUCCGAGGCAUGGCCUCCCGUGUCAUUGUUUCUGGUCUCCCCCGGUCUCUCCCUCCCCUACCUCCGGGGCCUGCCCCUACCUGCGUCCCCUGCGUCGAGGGGCGACAGCGCGCCGCCCCUCAAUCCUCCGAGUUUCCUCCGACAGAGGCUCCGUUGCAGACUCUUCACAUGGACGUGUGGGGCCCCGCCCACGUCCGUGGCCAGGGGCACGAGCGUUACUUCCUGUUGGUGGUUGACGACUACUCGCGUUACACCACUGUCUUCUCCUUGCGCAGCAAGGGUGACGUCACUGAGGUGUUGAUCGACUGGAUCCGCGCAGCUCGUCUCCAGCUCCGAGAGAGUUUCGGCUCGGACUUUCCUGUUCUGCGUCUGCACUCUUACAAAGGCGGGGAGAUUUCCUCUGCCCGUCUGGGAGCCUUCUGUCGAGCACAGGGCAUCCGCCAGACCUUCACGCUUCCGGCCUCUCCACAGCAAAAUCGGAUUGCUGGGCACCGCAUUGGCAUGGUCAUGGACGUCGCUUGCAUGUCCAUGAUCCAUGCGGCUGCUCCCCAUUUUCUGUGGCCGUUUGCGGUUCAGUACGCAGCGCAUCAGCUCAACCUUCAGCCCCGGGUCUCCUUGCUAGAGACCUCCCCCACCCUGCGGUGGACGGGGAAGGUUGGCGAUGCGUCUGCGUUUCGGGUCUGGGGAUCUCGGGCGUUUGUCCGCGACUUGUCUGCGGACAAGCUGUCCCCCCGUGCUGUUCCCUGCGUCUUCCUUGGCUUCCCCCCUGACGCGCCUGGGUGGCAGUUUUACCACCCCACCUCGCGCCGUGUUCUGUCCUCCCAGGACGUCACCUUUGACGAGUCGGUGCCUUACUACCGUUUCUUCCCCUACCGCACUGCGCCCCUCCCCCCGCCGCCGCUCUUCCUUGGCACACACCAGAUGGCACUGCGUCCUUCCAUUGCUCCUCUGCGUGUCCCGUUGCCGUCUCCUCCAGAGUCCUCUCUUCCUGUCCUUGCUGACCCGGAGUCUGACUCUCUUCGUGCUGCCAGUCCUACUGACACGCGUCUCCUGGCUACUGUUGUCACUGACCCUUCCUUUGAGUCCACUGUUGCGUCUGCCUUCGUUGCUGAGCUUGUCGACUUUGCUGCUCGCUGUCGUCUAGACUACGCUAAAAUAUAG
Messenger RNA from Closterium sp. NIES-65, 2763 nucleotides. NCBI's taxonomy places the organism in Eukaryota, Viridiplantae, Streptophyta, Zygnematophyceae, Desmidiales, Closteriaceae. The record is from the annotation of a GenBank genome assembly.